AGAGAAAUGGGGCAUCACUCAUGCUGCAACAAGCAGAAGGUGAAGCGAGGCCUGUGGUCUCCUGAGGAAGACGAGAAGCUCAUCAACUACAUCACCACUAAUGGCCAUGGAUGCUGGAGCUCUGUUCCCAAGCAUGCAGGUCUCCAAAGAUGCGGGAAGAGCUGCAGAUUGAGAUGGAUUAAUUAUCUCAGACCCGAUCUUAAACGUGGAAGCUUCUCUCCCCAAGAGGCUGCCCUUAUAAUUGAACUCCAUAGCAUUCUUGGUAACAGAUGGGCUCAGAUUGCCAAACACCUGCCGGGGAGAACAGACAAUGAAGUGAAGAACUUCUGGAACUCGAGCAUUAAGAAGAAGCACCAUCAUACCUCUUCCAUGGCGAGCUUCUUCACCAACCUUCCUCUUCCUCAUCAUCAUCAUAAUGUGUUCAUUAACAAUGUCGAUAACCAGCAUGACUGCAUUGGAGAAGAAGCUUCUAGGUUUUUCUCCCUCCUCACAAACACAAACCCUAGUUUCAUCACUCCGAACCAUACUACUGAUCAUCAUCUCUAUUUUCCUUCUCCUGAUGAUAUCACCCAAAUCACAUUCCAAAGCUUUGGCCGUGGAGAUUCAAAGUGUAACAACACAAACCAAGCCCAGAGCCUUUACAAUCCUGGUAAUCUGGUUAUCGCACCAACAAAUCAUCAAACUUUACUCCAUUCUGCAGCUCCUCAAACAACCCUUCCCGAUUCAGAUUCGCCUUCCGCCUUCGAUCCUGGUCAGCCCGAAUGGCCAUUGCCGGAUUUUCCAGCCUCCAUUUCUACCACUUUCCGGGAAACCCGAGUUCCCGAAACCUUUCAAGAUUAUGUCGGUCACGACGACAAGCUCAUUUUCGACCCGGUCGUCUCCAUAAUAACACCAUACCCACAUGACACACAAGUGCCUGGAGAUCAUGAUCAUCAUCACCAUCUUCGUCAAGUGGAUCCAUACAUUGACUCUAUGAUCAUGCCGUCAUUGCCAUCCUCGUCAUCCUCCUCCUCCUCGCCGAUCUCGGGCGGACAGCACGUGGCUACUGCUGCUGCUGUUACGACUACUACUACUGCAAUGUCUACAUGGGAUCCCUAGACAUGGAUUAAAAAGAAAAAUAAUAUAUAGAAUUGUAAUAUAUAUGUAUAUGUGUGUG
Messenger RNA from Tarenaya hassleriana, 1156 nucleotides. Its product is annotated as transcription factor MYB26-like. NCBI's taxonomy places the organism in Eukaryota, Viridiplantae, Streptophyta, Magnoliopsida, Brassicales, Cleomaceae. The record is from RefSeq and is a predicted model, not a curated record. Bases 7 to 1098 code for a protein of 363 amino acids. The transcript is spliced from 3 exons.